CAGAUUUUGCACUCAAUUGAAACCGUUAUAGAGCGGAAGGAGAUUGACACAAUGAAAUGCGUUGACGCAAAGAAACGGAUUUUAAAAAUUCUUUUCCUUGAAACGAUAUCUUCCUUUCUGAUGAAUAAAGUGAUGAUCAGAAAAUUCUGCGACUUUGAGUUUUUCGAAAAAUACAAAGAAAAAAUCUUUUUUGUUGCAAAAACACUCCAAAAAAUGGAAUACGAAACAUCAGAAAUGUAUAUCAUCCACUUGAAAAAUACUAUAGACGAUACUUUUGGCGUUUUCGACGAGUUUUUUGACAGAAUCAACAAAACAAAGGUCGAGGAAUUAGAAAAGGAAAUACUGAAAAAAGAAAAUCUCGGGAAAAUGAGUGAGAGGGACGGAAUAAGCAGCACAGAAGAGGCACGAAAUCGAGGGGAAUUGACAUUAGCACAAAAGGAGAUUGAAGCAUUACUCAAAACUUCGUCACUUUCGAUCAUACGGUCACUAAACAAAUCAGUCGCACAUAAAUAUGUUGAGGCAUUCAAGAUGACGAACUCAACUGUCGACGACUACUUGGUUUAUGACCAGUUCGUGUUAUCCGUAGAAAGCUUCUCGAGGACAUAUUCGGCUUAUUUACAGGCGAGUUUGUCAGAGAUGGAGACGAAAACUAAAAUACAUCGAAAAUUUGAAGAGAGGGUUAAAAACGCGACAAAUAUUGUGUUGGAAAAGAAACAGACCAAUGAUACUCUUUUGGAGAAGCUCAACAAACUGAGAAAAGAAAAACGCUUGCCUUUGUUGUCAAGGGAACAGUUGAUUGAAAGUUCAGAAUUGAUGAUAAAUAACAAUUGUGAAGAAACAAAAGAAGAAAAAACAAAGAGAACAAGCUUCAAACAAACAGUAUUCAAGAUCUUUGGUGGAGAAAAAAAGAAAACCGAGUCUCAGUUUUACUCGGCGUCACCAUCACCAUGUUCAUCACCAAGACCACUUGUAUCACCAAGAAUGUCGCCGUAUUCUAAAAAAAAGUGCGAAGAACUCAAAAGAGAAGACCCAUUCAUUUUUAUUCAAAGAAGUGGAAGCACUGAGCCUAAAGUGGGGAAAACCAGAGAGAAAACGGCGUUUAAAGGGGAAAAGAAGAAAUGA
Messenger RNA from Entamoeba invadens IP1, 1122 nucleotides. RefSeq lists its product as hypothetical. The annotation marks the transcript as partial. The record is from RefSeq and is a predicted model, not a curated record. Lineage: Eukaryota; Evosea; Mastigamoebida; Endamoebidae. The transcript has a single exon.